AAAUCGUCGAAUUACCCAAAUACCCAUCACUGCCCCACCCUCGCCAUGUCUUGGAUUCUGGGAAACCCAAUGCACCCCGGAAUUUGUCUAGUAUGGAAUGUAGGAUACUGAUAACAACUGUAUUAUUACGUGGCUACUGUACGUGGCAUAUUUCAAAGAAAACAUAAAAAAAACAUCUAGUCAAGUUUUUUUUCAGCCGGUUUUGAAUGAAGAAAAAUGUGUCAAUUAAUAAUUCUUGUCAGUGUAUAAACAAAUCAUAAUAUUUUGAUUUUAUAACAAAAAAAAAAUAAAAUUUAAAAAAGAUAAACAAAAUAUUGAAUGAUAUGAAGAAAAACAUGAAAUGGAAUAUAUGGACUUGUUCAAUAUUGUUGGCAAUAAAUUUGCUUGGUAUUGAUAAAGCUGAAUGUUUAGAGGUUGUUUAUGCAAUAAAUGCUGGUGGUGAUACAUUUAUUGAUAGUCAUGGCAUUAAAUACAUGCGUGAUCCAUUAAUGGAUAAAGUUGGUACAUCAUCAGAUUAUGGAAAACAAUUGAUAAUUGACAGAGUACAUCCAAUGGAUCAAGUACUUUAUCAAACUGAGAGAUAUCAUCACUCAACAUUUGGAUAUGAUAUUCCAGUAACUGAAGACGGAGACUAUGUUAUGAUAUUGAAAUUUUGUGAAGUUUAUUUUAACUCUGCAAAUAUGAAAGUUUUUGACGUUGUUCUAAAUGGUGAUCACACUGUUGUAACUGAGCUUGAUAUUUUUGACAAAGUUGGACGUGGAAGAUCACAUGAUGAGUACGUAUCAUUCACAGUACUGAAUGGUAAAUUAUUUUAUAAUGAUGCAGAUUCUGAAAUACUUGGUGGUAAAAUACGUGUUGAAUUUAUAAAAGGACAUCGAGAUAAUCCAAAAAUUAAUGCAAUUGCAGUAAUAAAAGGAUCAAUUGAUGAUGUACCACAAUUGGAUCCAAUUGUUCAGGAACCAGAAGAAUAUUCAGAUCUAACUGAAGAAGAAGAAGAAGUACCAGUUAAAAGUAGACACACAAGUGGACCCAGAACACCAGAUCCUUACUCAAUUGAUGAUUCAUCAAUAAUGAUACCGGUUUUUGUUGCAAUUGGGGCAUUUAUACCACUUUUAUUUUGUCUCUGCAAGUUGUAAAAAGUUCUAUGAAAUCUGAUAACAUGAUUAGUUUGUUAAAGUUAUCAUUGAAAAAAAAAAAAAAAAAAAAAACCAUCAAACUAAAUAUCAAAGAAAAAAAAACUGAUUGAAAUUAUUUUUUUUCAAUAGUUUCUUUCGCUUGAAUAAGCCUUAAAACCAAAUUAUUAUUUUUUGUCAGAAUUAACGAGAAUUAUCGGGUUGUUACUCAAUUAUUCAUCAUUAUCCAAUUUUUACGAUUACAAUAUUGUUUUUAUUUUAUUUUAUAUAUUUUUAUUUAUACUCAGCUCAUCGGCCUUGAUAGAAUAUCUAAGAAACCACAGCGAAAAUACAAAAAUAAUAUAUUUGAAAAAUAUAUAUAUAUAUUUAUAUAUAUAUGUUUAAAAUAUGCACUGAAGUACUUAAUCAACACAGUCACUUAAACUUAAUGAAUAUUUAUUUUUUUCGUUUUUUCUAAAGAUUAUAUAGUAUUUAUUAUACUUACUGGCUAAUAAGAAUACAAAGUACUGAUUAUUUGUAAAAAGAUCUGUAAUGGAUGUGCGUGAGAGUGAAUAAAAUUAAUAUUAAAAACUAUUGUUACAGUAAUAAAAAAUUAAAAGAAAA
Aphidius gifuensis is the source of this 1736-nucleotide messenger RNA. RefSeq names its product malectin-B. The coding region runs from base 324 to 1136 and encodes 270 amino acids. The transcript has 4 exons. The record is from RefSeq and is a predicted model, not a curated record. Gene Ontology annotation, molecular function: carbohydrate binding. Gene Ontology annotation, cellular component: membrane. Lineage: Eukaryota; Metazoa; Arthropoda; Insecta; Hymenoptera; Braconidae.